GUUCUUCCUCUCUCUCACUUCAGGAGGGGGGAGAGGAGAGCAGUUUAGUUUAGACAGGCGGACGGACAGCCACGAGACACAUAAUGGCAAAUAUAUAAAACUAACUUUUUGAAGCGCUGACUGACAUACUACCACUGUUUGUUUCUUAAGAAGGGGAUGAAUCUCCUUUCACUUGAAGUUGUUUGCACCACAACCGUUUUUUUGAGGAGGCGGCGAGGCGCGGCGGCGGAUGGGAACACAGAGCAGCAGCAGCGCCAAACUCACAAUGCGCCGGAGUGAACAGAGGCAGCAGGGAGACAAUACAGAUCCGCGGGUCCACUGAGGAGCUGCAAUCUCUCAUCUGUGCUUCCUUUUUCUCUUCGAAGCCUACCCGAGAGUGGCAUUCCCCCCGUUAAAGGCUUUUUUCUUUUUUUGGACUGAUUGAGACUAAAUUGACUUCGCUACGAGGGGGCAAGCGGUUUGAUCUCCAAACUCAGCCAUGACGUCUCCGGCGAAAUUCCGAAAGGAAAAGGAGAUAGUGGCCGAAUAUGACACUCAAGUUAAAGAGAUCCGCGCCCAGCUGGUGGAGCAGCUCAAGUGUCUGGACCAGCAGUGUGAGCUGAGGGUGCAGCUGCUGCAGGACCUGCAGGACUUCUUCAGGAAGAAGGCUGAGAUCGAGGUGGACUACAGCCGCAACCUGGAGAAGCUGGCCGAGCGGUUCCUCACCAAGACCCGCAGCACCAAGGACCAUCUACUCAAGAAGGAGCACAGCAUCUUAUCCCCUGUGAACUGCUGGAACCUGCUGCUGCUUCAGGUGAAGAGGGAGAGCCGCGACCACGCCACUCUGUCCGACCUCUACCUCAACAACAUCAUCCCCCGCUUCGCUCAGAUCAGCGAGGACUCAGGACGCCUCUUUAAGAAGAGCAAAGAGGUCGGCGUACAGCUGCAAGAGGACCUGAUGAAAGUUCUUAAUGAGCUUUACACGGUAAGAAAAAUCACUGACUUUUGCUGUGACCUGGGCUACCAUGCCAGCCUGCACCGAGCCAUGAGGACGUACCUGUCUGCAGAACAGAACGUAGAGACGUCCAAACACUCCGGCAUGGAGACACUGGAGGGGGCUGCAGAGAGUCUGGAGGCCAACGGGGACAAACAGAAACUGAUGGAGACCUACAACAACGUCUUCUGCCCCCCCGCUCGCUUCGACUUCCAGUCCCACAUGGGAGACACGAGGGGAGUGGUGUGUGCCCAGCAGCCUCUGGAAAGCGAGCUGCUCCAGAGGUGUCAGCAGCUGCAGUCCCGCCUCUCCACACUCAAGAUUGAGAAUGAAGAGGUGAAGAAAACCAUGGAGGCUACUCUGUCCACCAUCCAAGACAUGGUGACAGUGGAGGACUACGAUGUCUCCGAGUGCUUCCACCACAGCAACAGCAUGGAGUCGGUCAAAUCCACCUUCAGCGAAUCAUAUCUCAGCAAGCCCAGUCUGGCCAAGCGACGGGCCAAUCAGCAGGAGACGGAGCAGUUUUACUUCACGAAGCUGAAGGAGUUUCUGGAAGGCAGGAGCCUGAUCACCAAGCUGGAGGCCAAGCAUGACCUCAUCGACAAAACCAUGGGAGAGAGUCAGAAGAGUGACUGUUGCCUUGCCAGCGGACGGAGAAACUCGGCGCUACGGAAGCAGGAGUCUGGGGAAGUCAUUCCUCUGAUGGUGGAGAGCUGCAUCCGCUUCAUCAGUCGCCAUGGUCUGCAGCAUGAGGGCAUCUUCAGAGUGUCGGGCUCUCAGGUGGAAGUCAAUGACAUCAAGAAUGCAUUUGAGAGAGGUGAGGACCCGCUGGCAGGCGACCAGAAUGACCACGACAUGGACUCCAUCGCUGGCGUCCUAAAGCUCUACUUCAGAGGACUGGACCAUGCCCUCUUCCCCAAGGAAGUCUUCCAUGACAUCAUAUCCUGUGUCUCGAUGGAGAGCCUCCAGGAGCGAGCAAUCCACGUUAAGAAAGUUCUGAAAUCUCUGCCGAACAAAACCCUCAUCAUCAUGAGAUACCUGUUCGCCUUCCUCAACCACCUGUCUCAGUACAGCGAUGAAAACAUGAUGGACCCCUACAACCUGGCCAUCUGCUUCGGCCCCACCCUGAUGUCCGUCCCCGAGGGCAACGACCAGGUCUCCUGCCAAGCUCACGUCAACGAGCUCAUCAAAACUAUCAUCAUCCACCACGACACCAUCUUCCCCGGGCCACAGGAAGUGCAGGGCGCCAUCUACAUCGUCCCUGGAGCUGGAGAUGACUUCUGUGAUAGUCCACACUGUGAGCCCCCCCUUGUGGAAGAGCCUGCGCCUGAGACCGUCUCUGUCAGCCGCAACAGCGAGGAUGGCUCCUUGGCCGUUUCAGAGUCGGACGCCUUCGAAGCCAUCGCUCGGUUUGACUACUCCGGCCGGACUAGUCGGGAGCUGUCGUUCAAGAAGGGCGCAUCUCUGCUUCUCUACCAGCGGGCCUCUGACGACUGGUGGGAGGGGCGACAUAACGGCGUGGUGGGCCUGGUGCCGCAUCAGUACAUCGUGGUGCAAGACACGCCUGACGGGGGCAGGGGAAGUCCAAAGCCUGAUAUGGACAGCAAGGAGCUGCUGGAGGAGAGAGUUUCCACCAGAGUCAGCGCUGCCUCUCCUACUGGAGCUCAUGUGGCCGACAUCUACCUGGCCAACCUCAACAAGUUGAGGAAACGUCCGGAGUCCGGCAGCAUCCGUCGAUCGUUCCGCGGCUCAGAGAGCGAAAGUCCAGGAAGUCCAGUAAGUCCAGGACCCAGCGGAGGGGGAGGGGGAGGGGGAGGAGGAGGGGUGAGAACCGCUUCCCUCCCUGUCGGUGGGGCUCUGGUGAAAGAGAGCGGAGACAAACGACCUGUCAGCGCUCACAGCAUCCUCAACUCAGUCACUCGCCACUCCUCUCUCAAGACCAAGGUGGAGAGUCCACAGCUACGCAAGACAUCUUCAGCAGGCCGCUCCAAAAGCUUCAGCAACCACAGACCGCUGGACCCUGAGGUGUUCUCCCAGGUGGAGCACAGCUCACAGGACAUUGAGGCUACGAUGACCUCUGCGCUGAGUGAGCUCAGUAAAUUGGAGAGGCAGAGCACAUCGAAACACACACACACCCCGGACGUGGUGCUGGACACACUGGAGCAGCUGAAAGGUGUGUGUGGAGGAGGAGGAGGGGGAGGAGCCUCGGAGCCCUCCAGUCCUCUCCACUCCCGUCUGCUACGGGACAGCGAGGGGGCUUCCUCACAUUCACACCCGCUCCAGCGCAGCGCCUCCUCGGCCAGCGACGUGCCCUCCUCCUUCCGCCCGGCCAAGAGCCAGCCGCGGAGCCCCCUGCCCUCCACCACCUCCCCCUCUCUCUCCUCUUCCUCCCUCUCCUCAUCUGUACCUUCCUUCAGAGAGCUGCGCCCCCCAGCAACGAGGCCCAAGCCGGUGGUGUUCCCAAAGAAUGGGAGCGGCAGUCCAGCCAUGGGUUCCCCGACCUCCACUGUGCCCCCUACUCCUCCUCCUCCACUUACAAGCCACUCGCUCCCUCACACCCCUCCUCCUCCACCCUCACCCCAGUCUAAUGACAAAUCCUGCCCGGUUUAGGACUUCCCAAUCUGACCCACGAUAAUGAUUCUCACAAACUCUUAGAUUUCUUACAGCUCUUCUACAAGCAGAUGCAGAAAGCACUUCAUUUGAUUUACACAAGACCUAACCCACUACUCAUGUGUAGCAUUCACUUCCUGGUGUCCAGGCGACUUUCUAAGACGCCUUGUUCCCUUUGGAUGUCAAGAGUUUUUUCAGCCCUUUCCUGGCAGCUCUGCUUAUUGCAGUUCAACUAUCAGAGGGUGUUAAUACGAGAGAACAAAAAGACACUUCUGUUUCUUUUGCCAUCGCAGAGAUCCCAGGCAUUACUCGAUUUAAAACAUUAGGGGAACAGGACUCAGGACGGACACCUACAGAUUACAUACACUAGUUUGUGAUGUUUGAAAAUUGUGUUUGAGUGGGCGUGCAGGAGUGUUACUUGCCUUUACACACAGAUCAAGUGAGGAACAAAAAGCACUGUUUGAUUUUUGUAUAGUAGACAUUUUUUUCUUUUCAUUUUAUUGACCCAUGACUAACGGACUGGAAGGGAACGUUUGAUUCCGGAGAAUAGACUGUGAAAUGCUAAGCUCUCGCUCUGUGUAGAAAUCAAACACACUGACCUGCUGCUUCAGGAGUGGAAGACUGGAGAUGAAGGUGGUCUUUUGAGAUGAUGAAAGGAAAGAAAACUGGGCCAAAUAUCAGUGUAAGUCAUGUGAUCCAGGGCUUUAUUUGAUCUCUUCCUCAAGUGUUUGAUAUGUUGGUGAUUUUUAUUUUUUAUUUUGUAUUACUGUUCAGUACUCGUCACAACAGGAGCAGUGAUCUCCAAAGCCUAACAUGGCCACUAGUAAUUCUAAAUACACAUAUAGCAAUACAGAUGAUAAAAGCUGGUAGUUUGAGGCAUUACGCUGCUUCUCUCCUGCAGCUCUAUUAUGUGUGUAGGGGACCACUGAAACACAGCAUUUUUAUAGAUAAUGUUGGACUGUACACAUACACACACAUUCCCUCCAAAUGUGUGUGUGUUGGUGUUUUGUGGCAGCUAAAAAAACCUUUCAGGUUUUCCUUGCAUGCUGGGGCCAUAGAGGGCAGCCACUAUGGCGAGCUGGCAGCUUAUAUAUCUAUACCAGUACCAGCCACGGGACGACUUCAAACAAACACAGCUUGCUCCUUUAACUAUAUACUUAACAGUAAAAAGGGUUAUAUUAUUCUAAUGGUGUGUAUGUAUGUUUUAAUUAAUCUUGAUGAUAACUGGAAGCAUGGAGCUGAGGAUCCUCUUGAGUGUGUUUUGAGAUAGAAGCACAACCAACCACCUCAUCCAAUGGGCUCUUAAGCAAAAAUGUUUUGUUAUUACUUUUUGUUCCCAGUUGUUAAUUAAUGCUCAGAAUCUGUAAUGAAAAAAAAAAUGUUGAACUGUGUAUCUGUCUGGGUGUGUGCCUGUGUGAGCAUGCGUGGAUGUGUAUUAGUAUGUAUGCACCUCAUCCCCCACCCCUUGCCUCACACAUUAAAUACGGAUGCCUCCCAACAGCAUCUGUUUGAAAAUGCCUCUCCCAUAUUAUGGAGUACAAGCAGCCUUAGUCCUUAAAAAAUAAUCACUAUGUACAUGUGUUUAGAGAAAAAUAUGUUGUCUUGCCUGGAGGAAUCAGGACAAGAACAUCAGAAUCCAAGAAUUAAAUCUUUUUUUUAAAUAAAUAUAUUAUCUGCUCAAUUGUACCCUUUGCCAAAUUAGAUCUGAUGAUGAAUUAAAGAAUACAUGAAUACUUUUGUAAACACUGACUUGGACAAAUGGCUAAACAUAAGACCUGUUUUUGAAACAGUAUUGAGCUCAUUUUACAGAGGCUUCCACAUAUUCCCCUCUAUCACGCCCAUUCCCCCUCUACCAGGUAAUGAAUUAUACUUGUUAAGGUUUAUUUUUUAUAUCUGUUUACUGUUCGUGUAAUACCUGGUGUAUUUGUGUUGCUCUUACCUCAUCAGAACAACUGGAGGGACUGUGACUGUGUGUUUGCCCUACCAGCACACACACUCUCACACAUACAGAUAUGCAUGGUUGGUUGGUUUGUUUUGUCCUGGCUGUGCCGUUACGGGGAGCUGGGACCCUCUUCGAUCUUAAAUCAAUCUUGGUGCACUUGAACAACUUGGCUUGCGUGUGGACUAACUGUGUGGGGAUGAUUUGUCAGAAUUGAAUAUUGUUAAAUAUGCAUUUUUGUGUUCAUUUGAAAACAGCAGAACUAAAAAAAUGACUGUAAUGUCAAAUCUAUUUAUAGUUGUCUCUGUAUUACUGGAGAAUCCUGUGUUCAGAUGUACUUUGUAUAUACAAUGUUGUACAUUACAGAGGUACACUCUUUUUUGGUACAAUAUUGUACAGUAAUAGCAAUAGUAGUUUAAUCAAAUAGGCCUUAUAUAAUUCUAUGUGUAGUUCUUGUAGUAGAUCUGUUUUUUAAUAAACAUUGCUUGCUAUAAAGAGCUUUGAAUUAUUUGAUGUCUGUAACAAUAAAGAACCUAUGACACGUUU
Messenger RNA from Notothenia coriiceps (black rockcod), 6068 nucleotides. RefSeq names its product SLIT-ROBO Rho GTPase activating protein 2 (gene srgap2). Gene Ontology annotation, molecular function: protein binding. Lineage: Eukaryota; Metazoa; Chordata; Actinopteri; Perciformes; Nototheniidae. The record is from RefSeq and is a predicted model, not a curated record. Bases 479 to 3583 code for a protein of 1034 amino acids. Gene Ontology annotation, biological process: signal transduction. The transcript is spliced from 21 exons.